AUGGAGGUGAAUGACGCAUUCCCAACUGUGAAUUCCAGUUUUCAAGAAGAUCCUACACCAGGUCGAACUUUUGGCGCCAAAGCAGGGCUUCUGGAAGUUGUAGCAGAAGUUCCAAGUCUAAGUGCUGCAAAAACGGCCAUAAGAAUUGGCAUCACCUCCAGAUCACUAAAGAAGCUAGGUGCAAAAAGGAAAAAUCAUGGUGUUUGGAGUAUGAGCAUGCCAGACUUGAACAAUGUUGCAACAAAACGACGCCAGACUGUACGUGCCAAAAAGCUACUAAAGGAAGAAUAUGUGGGUUUUGUCGGGGGCAUCUCUAGCACUGGAAUUUUGCACUUAACACUAUUCCAUCCAGCCGACGAAAAAUGUGCUGCUGCUAUAAAAACUGUAGAACUCGAUGAUGCCUUAGGAGGCUUUCCUGUUCAAUAUCGAGAAGUUCAAAACCACGAAUCGUCGGUAUUUUUGACGUAUUUCAAGGAAGGAAUCAAGUAUUUGGCUGGUGGGAUAGAAUCAGCUUUACGGCAUGUUGGUGAUGUAUAUGAGUCAUCUUGGAAGAAUCGCCUUUUUCAGUGUAAAGGAAAGCGUACUGUGCGGUGCACACAGAUACCAUUUGAAGCGCAAAACCUUAACCUUGGCGAUGUUUUUAUCGCUGAUUGCGGCAAAAAAAUUUUCGUGUGGAUGCCGCCUGAAAGUAACCGUUUAGAACGGAUUCGUGGAACAGAACAAGCGAAAAGCAUACGAGACCGUGAGAGAGCUGGGAAACCAGAAAUUGAAAUAUUAGAUCAGGACUGGAACACAAAUGACGAGUUUUGGGACGUCAUGGGUGGAAAAGACACAAUCAAGAAUUUAAGUUUAGCUAAAUCUUUCAACAACGACAGCAGUUACUGGCUGACUUCGGAACAACAGCUUAGUUUGUGGAGAGUAUGUGACGAAAAUGGCGACAAUAUCACUAAAGUAGCUGAAGGAGAGUUUAAAAAAGAGUUUCUAGAUAGUAAGGAUGCAUUUAUCCUAGACGCAGUUAAUGGUGGUGUUUUCGUAUGGGUAGGUAAAAAAUGCACAAUGAACGAAAGACGGAAGGCUGUACAGUGGGCAGAAAAGUACAUUACAGAUCAGAACCGGCCAUCUUGGACGCAGGUGGUAAGGGUAUUAGACGGUGCUGAGCCAGAAAUAUUUACUCAGUGGUCAUCAUCCUGGACAGUAUCGUCAUCAGAAGGCGGUAAGACCAAAAAGCGAAGUCGCAAGCCCAAAUUGUUCAACUGCAGUGAUGAGAAGGGGGAUUUGGUGAUAGAAGAAAUUGCAAACUUUGGAUAUGAGGACUUAGACACUGAUGACGUUAUGAUUUUGGACACUUUAAAAGAUAUUUUUGUUUGGAUUGGAAAAGGCGCAAACGUGAACGAAGUUAGAGGUGCCAUGAGCACGGCUCAGGCUAGUUUCUUCACUAUUUACUUUUGUCACGAAACUAAAUAUUUAAAAGGAAACCUGAUACCGCGACCGAGUAACGCAAAGGUUACAAUUAUUUUGGAGGGCGAAGAAAGCGACGAAUUUAAGGAAAACUUUAAAAAUUGA
Messenger RNA from Enterobius vermicularis (human pinworm), 1563 nucleotides. Lineage: Eukaryota; Metazoa; Nematoda; Chromadorea; Rhabditida; Oxyuridae. The record is from the annotation of a GenBank genome assembly.